AUGCAAGCGCUUCUUGACAUCUUCAAAUUCUCAUUGAUUAGUAUUGCUAUCUUUGUUUAUGCUCAUCCCAUCCCACGUCAAAGUGGCGACCAAAUCUCAGCCGUGAGAUUGGGACCAACAGAGAAUGUAGCAGAAAUGAUUGCGAUGAUCCCAGAACCUUAUAUGUACACACCUCACAAUGAACAAAUCGAAGGCUCAAUCGUCAUCACAUUGCCAGAGGUUGCUUUUGAUCAAACAAAAGAAGAAUUGCAAUUCGUCAAACGAGCAAGACAACACGAACCUGAAGCUCCUCAACCAGUAUGUCCUCACUGUGGUGGAUCAGGUUGCUCAUCUUGUAAGUCAGGCUCAACAAGAAAUCAUUUAAUGAAUCACGAAAUUUUCGCAAACCAUUAUCAAGAUUCUAAAAUGCAUCUCAGCAGACAUCUCUCUGAACAUUCACCACAAAAUCGCGGUAUCGAAGGCUCACCAUUCGGUUCAGGAGCACACGAAAAACAAAGAGGCGCCAAAGAUUGA
Meira miltonrushii is the source of this 513-nucleotide messenger RNA. RefSeq lists its product as uncharacterized. The coding region runs from base 1 to 513 and encodes 170 amino acids. The transcript has a single exon. The record is from RefSeq and is a predicted model, not a curated record. Lineage: Eukaryota; Fungi; Basidiomycota; Exobasidiomycetes; Exobasidiales; Brachybasidiaceae.